CGGAAGCGGCGGGCCCGGCGCGGCGCUGCCGGAGGCGCGGAGCGGCCCCGUCCGACCCCCCCCGACCCCCGGGACCCCUCCGGGACCCCCUCCCCGACCCCCCCCGGACCCCCGGGCCCCGCCCGCGGCCCCGCCCGCGGCCCCGCCCGCGGGACACGGCGCUAUGAUGCGGUUCAUGCUGCUGUUCAGCCGCCAAGGGAAACUGAGGCUGCAGAAGUGGUACCUGGCCACGGCCGACAAGGACAAGAAGAAAAUGGUCCGGGAGCUGAUGCAGGUGGUGCUGGCCAGGAAACCCAAAAUGUGCAGUUUCCUGGAGUGGAGGGACCUCAAGGUGGUCUACAAAAGGUACGCCAGCCUCUACUUCUGCUGCGCCAUCGAGGGCCAGGACAACGAGCUGAUCACGCUGGAGCUCAUCCACCGCUACGUGGAGCUGCUGGACAAGUACUUCGGCAGCGUGUGUGAGUUGGACAUCAUCUUCAACUUCGAGAAGGCCUACUUCAUCCUGGACGAGUUCGUGAUGGGUGGUGAGAUCCAGGACACCUCCAAGAAGAGCGUCCUCAAGGCCAUCGAGCAGGCGGACCUGCUGCAGGAGUUCUUGGAGGGUCAUGGUGACCCCAAAAUCCCGUAUGGACCAUCCAUGGUGACCCCAAAAUCCAUGAAAGUUCUUGGAGGGUCAUGUUUUAUUCCCGGGGGUCCCGAAUUUACUCCCGGAGGUUCCGAAUUUGCCCCCGGGGGUUCCGAAUUUGCCCCCAGAGAUUCCGAAUUUACCCCCGGGGGUCCCGAAUUUGCCCCCGGGGGUUCCGAAUUUGCCCCCAAAGGUUCCGAAUUUGCCCCCAGAGAUUCCGAAUUUGCCCCCAAAGGUUCCGAAUUUGCCCCCAAAGGUUCCGAAUUUGCCCCCAAAGGUUCCGAAUUUGCCCCCAAAGGUUCCGAAUUUGCCCCCAAAGGUUCCGAAUUUGCCCCCAAAGGUUCCGAAUUUGCCCCCAAAGGUUCCGAAUUUGCCCCCAAAGGUUCCGAAUUUGCCCCCAAAGGUUCCGAAUUUGCCCCCAAAGGUUCCGAAUUUACCCCCAAAGGUUCCAAUUUUACCCCCGGAGGUUCCAAAUUUACUCCCGGAGGUUCCGAAUUUGCCCCCGGGGGUCCCGAAUUUGCCCCCAGAGGUUCCGAAUUUACCCCCAAAGGUUCCGAAUUUGCCCCCAGAGGUUCCGAAUUUGCCCCCGGAGGUUCCAAAUUUGCCCCCGGAGGUUCCGAAUUUGCCCCUGGAGGUUCCGAAUUUGCCCCCGGAGGUUCCAAAUUUGCCCCCAGAGGUUCCGAAUUUGCCCCCAAAGGUUCCGAAUUUGCCCCCGGAGGUUCCGAAUUUGCCCCCAGAGAUUCCGAAUUUGCCCCCAAAGGUUCCGAAUUUGCCCCCGGGGGUCCCGAAUUUGCCCCCGGGGGGUUGAAUUUGCCCCGGGGGGGGCAGCAGAAGCCCCCUCCCCAAAGAACGGGAGUAACUCGUACUAAAAUAGUCGCUUUUAUUCGUUAG
Pseudopodoces humilis (Tibetan ground-tit) is the source of this 1516-nucleotide messenger RNA. The record is from RefSeq and is a predicted model, not a curated record. Lineage: Eukaryota; Metazoa; Chordata; Aves; Passeriformes; Paridae.